GGGGCAUGCGACUUCUGCGACCACAACCGCCAGAAUGCCCCUGUCUGUACCCUGAGGCGACAACAGUAAUCGGAUGUAUUGAAAUUGUUUCUCUGUAAAACCAACCACUCCAAGCCCGGCCAUUGAGCCUCUGUUCUCGCCAUGCCGACCGUCACCCCCUCCCGGCUCGCCAUCGUCGUAAUCGCCUUCUCGCUCAUAACUUUCUUCUGGUCAUUCGGGCUUCCUGCUCAGAACGCCAAGCCAGAAGUGCCUGUUAUAGAUCAUUAUGAACACAAGAACGUCCAUACCGACCCGAUAAUUCCGCCACCCGCCGUCGAGACACCCGCGAAUGUUCACAACAAGCCGGGCGAAAAGGGUCAUGCGGCUGCCCCUUCCCCUAGCACAACGGGCGUGGCCGAAUUUGAAGACGACGGUGGGAGAUGGGAGGACGCGAAUAAUGGCAUUGCUACACCCUCUACGCUUCUCACCCACACAGUUGCCGCCCACAAGAGCGCCGCUGCAGACAACUUGGACAACGCACCUACUCCUGCUGUCGUCGCCCCUCCCUCAACACAAGCCGUCCAAGGACACUGUCAAAACCUUGCAAUGGCACAAGAUGUCAUGGUGGUGCUCAAGACAUCCAAGGCUAGUAUUGAAAAGCUGAACGCACACCUCCGUACCGUCAUUUCCUGCGUACCUACCUUUGCCAUCUUCAGCGACCACGAGGGUGAGUUCGAGGGCCACAAAGUACACGAUGCGCUCAAGGCUGUCAGCCACGAAAUCAAGUUUUCGCACGACCAAUUUCAUGAAUACCGAAUCAUGCGCGCGGACGCCCAACACAACCCCGAUGCGGCGAAGCUCGAUGAAUUGGAUAAAUGGAAGAUGCUGCCAAUGGUGUACCAGGCCUAUCACAUGAACCCCCAUGCCAGGUUCCUUGUCUUCAUAGAGGAAGAGACAGCCCUGAGCUGGACCAAUUUGCUGCAGUGGAUCGCUAGACUGGACUACCGGAUACCCUACUACAGCGGAGCCCCUGCUUACAUUUCUGGAACACAAGCGGCCCAACGUGGACCAGGUAUCUUGCUGUCUCAAGGUGCCCUGCGAAGAUUUGCAAAGUCUUAUGACGAGCUGUACACUCGCAAGUGGGAGCCGGCCGUUGACAAAGAAUGCUGCGGAGACUUGAUGUUGGCAAGGGCCAUGGCAGACGCACACGUCGAAUUUUACUCGUCCUGGCCUCUUCUCCAAUCCGAGCAUCCCUACAGUCUCGACUACACCAAGCGACACUGGUGUGCACCAGCCGUCUCAUGGCACAGAAUCAGCGGUGACCAGCUCAUGCGGCAAUGGGAACAUGAGAAGGAGUGGACCAACACCAAGGGCUGGAAAACACCAUAUCUGUUCCGCGACGCAUACCAAGACUACAUUGCGCCGCACGUCGAAGCGCGCAAGGAAAACUGGGACAACAUGAGCCAUGACGCCAAGAUUGUCGCGCCUCAAGGGAGACAGCAGCAAAUCAAAGACGAAGCUCAAAAAGCCAAGCAAAACCAAGACGAAGAAGAGAAGAAGAAGCAGGAAGCACUGAAGGAAUCCGAACGUGAACCUGACCGUGAACCUGAUCUACCCGGCGUCGUGAAACCAGAGCAUCCAGAAAAAGAAAAAGAAGUAGACCCAGAACACUUGAUGAAAGACCACAAAGACGACAUUCUCCAAACUGCCGGCACACACACUACCCACGCGCAAAAACGAGACGACAAGAAGAAAGAAGGCGAGAAGAAGAAGGAGCCUCCCAAUUGGGACAAGCUGGCCGAUAAAUACCCCAAUGCCGCAGAUAGCUCCGAGGUGUGCCAGAAGACGUGCGAACAAAUCGAGGAUUGUCUGCAAUGGCGAUACUCGAAUCACGCGGAUGGAGAGUGUCAUCUUAGCAAGGUGAUUCGACUGGGUGGGUCGACUGAAGAUGGGCGGUGGACGAGCGGGUGGGCGACGGACAGGGUAGAGCGUGUCAAGAAGGAGUGGGAGUGUAAGCAGGUAAACUGGAGGUUUUAUCAGUAG
This is a messenger RNA of Bipolaris maydis ATCC 48331, 2022 nucleotides long. RefSeq lists its product as uncharacterized. Gene Ontology annotation, molecular function: N-acetylgalactosaminide beta-1,3-galactosyltransferase activity. The record is from RefSeq and is a predicted model, not a curated record. Lineage: Eukaryota; Fungi; Ascomycota; Dothideomycetes; Pleosporales; Pleosporaceae.